AUGGGUUAUUACAAAUUGAACUGGGAUGCAACCAUUGCUAAAGAAGCUAGUAAAGUUGCGAUAGGUGCAGUUAUAAGGGAUCAAAUGGGUCUAGUUGUUGGCACUCUUCAAGCUCAGAAAGUUCUUUUUGUAGAUUCCUUUAUGGCAGAGGCCUAUGCUCUAAUGCUAGCUGUCAUUUUUUGUCGAGACAUGGGUAUACAAGAUAUUAUCAUGGAGGGAGAUGCGCUACAAGUCAUCCAUGUUCUGAACAAAGCAACUACUGAUUGGAGCCAAGGUGGAGUUCUAAUUGCAAACGCUAAAAUGAUACUCAAUACCUUGCAUUCAUGGUCAGGUUCUCAUGUCAAGAGGGAAGGAAAUAAAGCUGCCCACAUUUUAGCCAGAAAUACUCCGUCCCUAGAGGAAGACUUAUAUGUACUGGAAGAUUAUCCAGCUUGUAUACAUUCCAUUAUUCUUAGUGAGAUGAUGUAA
Molecule: messenger RNA, 468 nt
Organism: Juglans regia (Persian walnut)
Lineage: Eukaryota; Viridiplantae; Streptophyta; Magnoliopsida; Fagales; Juglandaceae
Exons: 1
Coding region: 1-468 (155 amino acids)
Molecular function (GO): RNA-DNA hybrid ribonuclease activity; nucleic acid binding
Source: RefSeq, a predicted model, not a curated record